This is a messenger RNA of Etheostoma cragini (Arkansas darter), 3346 nucleotides long. It is a transcript of the gene klhl24a, whose product is annotated as kelch-like family member 24a. The transcript is spliced from 8 exons. Bases 308 to 2104 code for a protein of 598 amino acids. The record is from RefSeq and is a predicted model, not a curated record. Gene Ontology annotation, molecular function: protein binding. NCBI's taxonomy places the organism in Eukaryota, Metazoa, Chordata, Actinopteri, Perciformes, Percidae.
UUUUUUUUUGCCUGACAAGUAUAAAUAUGGGCUCUGUUUUGACUGUUAGAUAGUUUGAGCCCUUUUGUUUUUGUCAUCCCCAAAAAGUCAAAAUGUCCCGUGUAAAUAACAGACUGCCUUGUUUGCCAUAACUGUUCGAGGGCAGACAUUGUUAAAGAUAUUGUUCAACUAUAUUUCAGGAUAUAGUUAGAUUUAUUUUUGUUUUGUUUUGUUCACUUAAAACCGAAGAGGAAGUUUCAUCUGGAAACCUCUCUGUAAGGUCAACUUAAAGCUUAGAGAAGGUCUACGUUAAGGUGAGGUAGCAGCCAUGGUGUUGAUUCUGGGCAGAAGGAUGAACAGGGAGGACUCUGGGAUCAGAGACUCACCAGCUGUCAAACGAAAGGUUUUUGAGGUUGACUCCAAAACCUUUGCCAGCCAGGAUGUCUUGGACUUCUGUUCUGGCUCAACCCACUCUGAGGGCAUUCUGCAGGUAUUCAAUGAGUUUCGUGACUGCCGCCUGUUCACUGACGUUGUCAUCAGUGUGCAGGGCCGUGAGUUCCCCUGCCAUCGCGCUGUGCUCUCUGCCUGCUCCUCCUACUUCAGAGCCAUGUUCUGCAACGAUCACCGUGAGAGCCGCGAGAUGCUGGUUGAGAUCAACGGCAUCCUGGCUGAGGCAAUGGACUCCUUCCUCAGCUAUGUUUACACCGGUCGUGCCAAAAUCACCACAGAGAAUGUCCAGUUCCUCUUUGAGACCUCGAGCCUCUUCCAGAUCUACACACUGCGUGAUGCCUGUGCCAAGUUCCUGGAAGACCAGCUGGACCCUUGCAACUGCCUGGGCAUCCAGCGCUUUGCAGAUGCCCAUGCCCUGAAGCAGCUAGCCAGCCGAUGCCGCAGUUAUGCCAUUGCCAACUUCUCAGACGUGGCUCAGCAUGAGGAAUUCCUCGACCUCCACAAAGAAGAGCUGGAAGAAUACGCUGACAGUGAUGAACUGGCCAUCGGUAAGGAGGAGGAGGUGUUUGAGGCAGUGAUGAGAUGGGUGUACCACGAUGUGGAGCAUAGAAAGCCCAUGCUUAAGGCCUUGCUUCACCAUGUGCGACUGCCCCUUCUGCACCCCAACUACUUUGUCCAGACAGUGGAGGGAGACCAGAUUAUCCAGAAUGCUCCGGAGUGCUACCAGCUUCUUCAUGAAGCCAGACGCUACCACGUGCUCGGAAAUGAAAUGAUGUCACCCAGAACUCGUCCACGCAGGUCGACUGGAUAUUCUGAGGUGAUUGUAGUGGUGGGGGGUUGUGAGAGAGUGGGGGGCUUCAACCUGCCCUACACUGAAUGCUAUGAGCCAGUCACAGGAGAGUGGAAAUCCCUGGCCAAACUACCUGAGUUCACCAAGUCAGAGUAUGCUGUCUGCGCCCUCCGCAAUGACAUUCUGGUGUCAGGUAAGACCCCACUACAUCUGUUACAGACCAUUCAAUAUUUAUGCUCCGCUUGCAAGAAUGGAGAAACAAGGCUGGGUGUUGUAAACAAGCCUUGCUUUUGUGUUUUCCCUCAGGUCUAUGCUGUAGGGGGCUAUGAUGGCCAGAGCCGCCUGAGCAGUGUGGAGUGUUAUGACUCCUUCUCCAACCGCUGGACGGAGGUGGCUCCCAUGAAAGAGGCGGUCAGCUCUCCAGCCGUGGCCAGCUGUGCCGGCAAGCUUUUUGUCAUAGGAGGAGGGCCUGAUGAUGACACUUGUUCAGACAAGGUUCAGUGCUACAAUCCAGAGACAAACUCUUGGUUACUGCGGGCCAAUAUCCCCAUCGCCAAGCGCUGUAUCACAGCAGUGUCCCUCAACAACCUGAUCUAUGUGUGCGGGGGUCUCACAAAGUCCAUAUUCUGUUAUGACCCCGCAGAGGACUACUGGAUACAUGUUGUUCACACCUUUAACAAACAGGAGAGCUGCGGCAUGUCAGUGUGCAAUGGCAAGAUCUUCAUCCUUGGUGGUAGGGGGGAAACUGGCGAAGCAUCAGACAACAUCCUGUGUUACGACCCAGCAUCAGGGAUUAUCACAGGAGUGGCAGCCAUGCCGAGGCCGAUCUCCUACCAUGGCUGUGUAACCAUCCACCGCUACAAUGACAAGUACCACAAGAUCUGACCGUAAACAAGCACACACACUAAAGAACUUAAACUCUUUAAAAACAUAAACUCUUCAAGUUCAUCCCCUGCACAACACAAACACACACUUCUUUAUAACAUGCACAUUAAGGGGCUCAGUCCACAGUACCGUUGAGCUAAUUUAUUUUCUCACCGCAUCAUGUAGCAAUACUCAAUGCAGUGCUGUUAAUUUUUUGCUGUUGUGUAAAAGUUUUAGCCUUUCUCUGCAAAUGCUAAGUGGUUGAUAAUGCUAAUGACUGUAACCUGAGCUAAAGUGUAGUCGGAUCAACAUGGCAGAUCUGCCUUGCAUUAGUAGUAACUGCACAAGGCUGGGAAGUAAUGGAUCACAAAUCUGACACUGUGAAAAAGCCCGGUCUUAGAAGAAAACACAGGGUCCGUAAACGUCUAACAAAACACUAAGGGCACAGGCUGUGCACCAAAUACACCAAAGCAAAAAGUAAGCAAAAGUUAGUUCAGUUUAUUACAUGGCCUUGUUGAAUACUUCAUUUUCAUUGGUCAAUCACAACAUUCUAUGGUCAGAUUUUUUUCCCAUAUAAAGGGGCGUGACACACCAACCAGACAACUGACUGUUGGCAGAAAAAGCAGUCUGACUGACUGCCUUCCUGAGUUGGCCAAGAAUAGUGUCUCGGAACACACCAAAGCGAUGCCGACUAAUGAUGGCAGAUGAUUGGAUGUGUCAUAUGGGUCUGGUUUCUCCGGAAAUUCGAAGUCAGACUGUCAUGUUCUUGUUCAUAAUACAAUCUCAUAUUUUACUAAAAUAGUUCACCGAAACGUGUUUCUGAAAACAUUCAAAGCGAGAAAUAGGCCAUGCAGUUGCUGAAUCUGUCUUCAUUUCAGAUCGACAAAGGUCAGUUUAAAAGAUUUUUGUCCGAUUUUGAGAGACUUCUACUCAUCUCGCUCGUCAUUUCCGGAUUAGCACUCCACCAAUCAGAUUGGUCAAUUGAGUCUGACUGCUGGCAGAGCCCGCCUCCCAACUGAGCAUGUUAGAUCGGCCAAAAUGAAGGCCAACGGACGAUGGCACGGAACACACCAAACAGACUCGAGUCACCGACCUUGCCAGACGGACCUUACAGACCUAUGUUAAAGGAGAAUUCUGGUUGAUUUCAACACGUAGCUCUGUUGUUUGGAAAUUUGGAGUGCUGUCAGUAGAGAAAAACAAUCAGCGCUGGCUACACCGAGUUAGCACCCAACAGGCUUAAACAGGGCAAGUUUUACACAUGUU